UUAUCUGACACAAUGUUAUAGUAAGUGUGUACGUGUGUGCAGGUCAUGCUUGAGAACUGACAGACUGCAUCCGGUAUAUACAUAUGAUAUAACCAGCUAGGUUGGUGUUAGUUCAAGAAGGGUACACAAUGCUGAAGUACGGCUUGACUUUACUAGCGCUGCUGUCUUGUAUUUGCGCCAAGACCGCCAUAUAUGAGUACACGUGUUUCGGCUACUCUGUUAUUGACGAGCACGAGGUGGUCUCGGUGAUCAGAUGUAACUCCACCGACGUCUUCGACCCCACCACUAAUAGAUGUGUCACCCCACAGAAAGGCAACUGGCCAUGCACGGACGUAGUGGACUGUAGCAAGCUGCCCGACAAGAGAUACGUGGACGUCGACAGCAAGGACCACACUGGGAAGUGCAAGACAUACUACACCUGUCACAACGGCUACUUCUACGGCCACAACUACUGUCCCGGGGUGCUGGUGUUCAAUGAAGAGCGACAGUACUGUGAUUGGGAGUAUGACGUCAAGCCACCAUGUGGAAGUUUGGCUACAGUCCUGGGAUGAAAUUGAAAUAAAUAUGAAAUUUUCCAUUUA
Haliotis rubra (blacklip abalone) is the source of this 581-nucleotide messenger RNA. RefSeq lists its product as uncharacterized. The record is from RefSeq and is a predicted model, not a curated record. NCBI's taxonomy places the organism in Eukaryota, Metazoa, Mollusca, Gastropoda, Lepetellida, Haliotidae. The transcript has 4 exons. Gene Ontology annotation, cellular component: extracellular region. Bases 129 to 551 code for a protein of 140 amino acids. Gene Ontology annotation, molecular function: chitin binding.